GCGGCGGGGGCCGGUCCCCUGGGCCCGGGAGUCCGCGCGCGGGGCGGAAGUGGCGCGCGCCGGGAUGGCGGCAGGUCGGUAGCCGUCGCCGCCAUGGUGCUGAUCGAGGGCGUGGGCGACGAGGUGACCGUGCUCUUCGUGCUGCUGCUGGCCGCCGUGGUGCUGGGGCUGGCCUGGGCCUCCACGCGCGCCCCCGAGCCCGCCGAGCCGCCGCGCGCCGCCGCGCCGCCACACGUCGCUGCGCCGCCGCCUGAGCAGGGGCCCAGCGCCGCCGCAACCGGCGGCGAGCCCAAGGCGGCGGCGGCGGCCCCCGAUGGGUCGGGCGGGCCGGCGGCGGGGCUGCGGCCCCGAGGCGGCCCCGCGCCCGCGCAGGGCAGCCCUGACGAGGCAGGCGGCCCCGGCGACCCCACCAUGGUGCUGCGGCUGAAGUUCCUCAACGACACAGAGCGUCUGGCCCGGGUGCGCCCCGGUGACACCGUGGGGGCCCUGAAGAGGGCCUAUUUCCCAGGCCAGGAGCAGCAUGUGCGGCUGAUCUACCAGGGUCAACUGCUGCGAGAUGACGCUCAGAGCCUGGCUGCCCUGCACCUCACCCACAACAGUGUCCUGCACUGCCACAUCUCCCAGCACAGCCCAGCCCCUGCGCCCACCGGCCCCCACGCGUCCGCUGACCCUGUGCACACGGCCCUCAACGUGGGCAGCCUCAUGCUGCCGCUCUUUGUGCUCAUGCUGGCUGUGCUCUGGUACUUCCAGCUGCAAUAUCGACAUGUCUUCACUGCCACUGCAACCACCUUCUUGGCUGGUCUCACCUUGCUCUUCAGUUUCAUGGCCUUUACCAUGUACCGCAGAUAGCAUUAUCCCUGCACCCCUGAAAGGACCCUAUAAGCCCUCCUACCUGGGAAUAAACUUCGUACUGGGUGGAGUUUGCCCACUGCACCUGAACACGAGGGGGAGUCUGGGCUAUUGACUGCAUCUCCUGGUUUUUCUAGGGGACUGUUUAACAGGCUUGCUGGAUCUGAGCAAGUCAGAUCAGGGCUUGAGUCCUGAUGCCUAGCCAGGAGGUAGGCAGUCUGUGGCCCACAUUCUUUUGUCCCUUGGCUCCUUUCUCUUUAUGGCAGAGGAAGAAGGGGUGCUGCUGUAAGGGAGCACCUACCUGGAGCCUGGCAAUGCUAGUUCUGUGCUACAGCCAGAGCCUUAAUUGUUGCAAGUGCAAAGUGUUGUGCUACCUCUAGGGAGGGAAAAUACUAUAUUGCAAGGAGCAAGUUCUUCUACAGGAUGGGUUAAGAUGUCUUGAAGUGGUCCUCUGUUAGCCCCUGCUGAGAGGAAUCCUGCUGUGCAAAUGGAGCCUGUCCAAGCUCACCUGCCCCCAUCUGUUCUUUGCACGUGUUCUGUACACAGGCUGGGCACUCCAGUUCACGUGCUUGCUCAUCCACAAACUUGUGUAUGGUGUAAGUGCUCCAGGGAGGCCUGUGUGCACAUCUCUCCUUGCACGCUUUAGUGCUUGCCCAUCUGCACGCAGACCCAGGCUCUGUCCUGUGUCCUGGUGCCUGAUUAACUGCUUCCCAUGAGAGUGACACUGUGCUACAAGCAGUGCUACGAGCAACGGUACCAUGAAAGGGAGCUGCUGGCAGCUGGCGGCUGCCCGUGCUUUGGUCUCGUGGCUGUUGCUGCCAGGAUGCUGGAGGGGCAGGUGGGUAUGGCGUGCGGGUGUGACGCGGCCGUUGUGCGCCACACUCCUGGCAGGGAGUGGUGGUGCUGGGCCCCCGGGCUCACCGCAGUGGCUCUGCCUGCAGGCUCCCCGGGGUGGGAGUGGGGGGGCAAGGCUCAGAGCAGUGGAGCAUGUUGCUCACUAAUGCUUCUUUUAAAAUAAAAACCCACAACUGUGAAUGCUUAAAA
This is a messenger RNA of Rhea pennata, 1893 nucleotides long. It is a transcript of the gene TMUB1, whose product is annotated as transmembrane and ubiquitin like domain containing 1. Gene Ontology annotation, molecular function: protein binding. NCBI's taxonomy places the organism in Eukaryota, Metazoa, Chordata, Aves, Rheiformes, Rheidae. The record is from RefSeq and is a predicted model, not a curated record. The transcript is spliced from 3 exons. Bases 94 to 849 code for a protein of 251 amino acids.